GUCGCCAGCCUGUGAAGGCAGAGAGAAAUUGACUAAUUAGCAAUGCGCACUAAAACUUGACGGUUCUUUAUAGAGAGAGAGAGAGAGGAGAGAGAAGAGAGAGGCAGAAGAGGGGAGGGGGGUCGCUUUCUCCCCUUCUUUCUUCCAAAGAUGUUUGAAAUCGCAGUCAUUUACGCUCGACAAUUUUUACAAUAGCCUUGAGCCAUAAUUUUGCGAGUCUCUCCAGCAUCCAUCCCCCUGUAUGGUCUCUCUCCACCGGCCAUGCACGACCGUUUCUCUCCCCAACCGUGGAUUUCCUAUUACUCUCGUUACGACUCACUGAGCCCCAGGCCCAAGGAUAAUGAUGUGUUGUUUCUUGGUAGCAUAAUUUGUCACACGUACAUUUUUUCUUCUUCUUCUCUUGCAGAAAGCUCUGCGCGCGCUCUCCCUCUUUUUCUCUCUCCCCUUCUCCCUCUCGUACAUUUUCUUGCUGUUGCUAAUUCAUGGUGAUCAAAUGAUGUACGACAAAAUAAAUUGUAAAGAGUGACUGCCUGGAGUUGAGAACCAGAAGGUUUUUUUUUUUUUUGAAGGAGCGAUCAAACCUUUAAAAAGGAAGGACAAUUGAUUUUUUGGGGGGGAGCUUAAGUGAACCUUUACUUUGGCAGCUGGUUGUGGAGCAGGUAAGUUUCUGGCCUUCGGUCUAACCGUCUUGAGUGUAUUUUCUUGUGGCUUGUUUAUUGUGGUGAAGAUGGUGUGUGUGUGAGAGAGAGAGAGAGGGAGAGAGAGCGAUUUCUGUGAGCUUGAAGUAUGGGGGGGCACUUGUGUUACACACACGCCUUUGGAGAAUAAACUCCAAUUGCAAGAAAUGGUCAAAGGAGGAAGAAAGAAGGGGAGGGCGAAUGGGAGGUGUGUGUAAGGAGGGGGGAGGAAUGACCGGGUCCACUUAAAGGGAGAGGCUCUUGGAGAUUUCCUAAAGCCUCGCCGCUGCGAGGGAGGGAAAGUGGUCAGGGAAAGGGACCGCCAUCCCACCCGGCCGGAGCAGGAAACGCGGAUCGCAAGCGGUGUCGGAAAGAAGGGAAGCUACAAUGGGAGUAGCAGCCCUCGAUGCAAUCCCGCAGAGAAGCAGGGACAGCGGCGGCAGCCUUGCUCGCUGCUACUGCUGUGCCAGGCUCGACUCUCCCGGAGGCGGGCUAUGGCCGGCGCAGGUCCCCUUCCCCUCAGCAGAAGCAGGUCGGAGGUGGGUUUCCAGCCAGGUGUGUUGAGGCUGCUCGCCAUGUCAAGGUCCGGAGACAGGACGUCUACCUUCGACCCGAGCCAUAGCGACAACCUGCUUCACGGCCUCAACCUUCUGUGGAGGAAGCAGCUCUUCUGCGACGUGACCCUGACGGCCCAAGGCCAGCAGUUCCAUUGCCACAAGGCCGUGCUGGCCUCGUGUUCGCAGUACUUCCGAUCGCUCUUUUCCAGCACUGUAGGGGGAGGGGGAGGCGGCGGCGGCGGCGGAGGGGGGAGCGGGCACCAUCACCACCCUCUGGGUGUCGGACCGGGCGCUCAGGACGCCCUUCCUCCCAAAGAGCAGCAGCAGCAACAGCAGCAGCAGCAACAGCAGCAGGAGGAGCCCGGCACGCCCUCCUCCUCCCCGGAGGACAAGCUGUUGGCCAGUCCUAGGGCCAUCAACAAUCUGGUGCUGCAAGGCUGCUCGUCCAUCGGGCUCCGUCUGGUCCUCGAGUACCUGUACACGGCCAACGUGACCCUGUCCCUGGACACGGUAGAGGAAGUGUUGUCGGUCAGCAAGAUCCUGCACAUCCCGCAGGUAACCAAGCUGUGCGUGCAGUUCCUUAACGACCAGAUCUCGGUGCAGAACUACAAGCAAGUGUGCAAGAUCGCCGCCUUGCACGGCCUCGAAGAGACCAAGAAACUGGCCAACAAGUACCUUGUGGAGGACGUGCUGCUGCUGAACUUUGAAGAGAUGCGCGCCCUCCUCGACUCUUUGCCUCCCCCGGUUGAGUCGGAGUUGGCGCUCUUCCAGAUGUCCGUGCUGUGGCUGGAGCACGACCGCGAGACCCGCAUGCAGUAUGCCCCGGACCUCAUGAAGCGCCUCCGCUUCGCCCUGAUCCCGGCCCCAGAGCUCGUCGAGCGGGUCCAGUCGGUGGAUUUCAUGCGUACCGACCCCGUAUGCCAGAAGCUGCUUUUGGACGCCAUGAACUACCACCUGAUGCCCUUCAGGCAGCACUGCAGGCAAAGCCUGGCCAGCAGAAUUCGCUCCAACAAGAAAAUGCUUUUAUUGGUUGGAGGACUGCCUCCUGGACCUGACCGGCUACCCAGCAAUUUGGUUCAGUACUAUGAUGAUGAAAAAAAGACAUGGAAAAUACUGACAAUUAUGCCGUAUAAUAGUGCCCAUCAUUGUGUUGUCGAAGUAGAAAAUUUUUUGUUCGUAUUGGGAGGAGAAGACCAGUGGAAUCCUAAUGGAAAGCACAGUACAAACUUUGUCAGCCGGUAUGAUCCUAGGUUUAACAGCUGGAUACAACUUCCCCCCAUGCAGGAGAGGAGAGCCAGCUUUUAUGCUUGUCGGCUUGACAAAAAUUUGUAUGUGAUUGGUGGGAGAAAUGAAACUGGCUACUUGUCAAGUGUGGAAUGCUAUAAUUUAGAGACAAAUGAAUGGCGCUAUGUAUCUUCCCUACCACAGCCCUUGGCAGCACAUGCAGGAGCGGUACAUAAUGGCAAAAUUUAUAUUUCAGGAGGUGUCCACAAUGGUGAAUAUGUCCCUUGGCUGUACUGCUACGACCCCGUAAUGGAUGUCUGGGCUAGAAAACAAGACAUGAACACAAAGAGAGCUAUCCAUACAUUGGCUGUAAUGAAUGAUCGACUGUAUGCAAUUGGAGGAAAUCAUCUGAAAGGUUUUUCACACCUUGAUGUCAUGCUUGUGGAAUGCUAUGACCCAAAAGGUGAUCAGUGGAAUAUUUUGCAGACUCCUAUUUUAGAGGGCCGCAGUGGACCUGGAUGUGCUGUUCUUGAUGACAGCAUUUACCUAGUAGGAGGCUACAGCUGGAGUAUGGGGGCCUACAAAUCUUCUACUAUUUGUUACAGUCCUGAGAAAGGAACCUGGACAGAACUCGAAGGAGAUGUAGCUGAGCCACUUGCAGGCCCUGCUUGCUCCACGGUCAUACUACCUGCAUGUGUGCCAUAUAAUAAAUAACAUCCUGGAAAUACUGAGAAGGACACUGCUCCAUUAUGGGAAGCUAUCAUAGGUGGUAUAAAUGUUUUACAGAACCAAGUUCCUAAUGCUACAUACAAAAAGAUCCUACCCCUACCCUGACAUUUAUUAUUUGAAAACCAAACUAAAUGUAGCUCCUGACUCACACAGACUAGUAUGUUGUUGGACAAAUUUGGACCCAUGGAAUAUUGCGCACAUUGACAGACAGCCAUUUCAGGUUGAUCGUAACUUUUCCCUUCUAAAGAUCCUUAUAUUGAUUCUAAAUUUAAAGCAAAGGAAAAAGGGGGGAAAAGAAUGCUAAACAUCCAAAUACUGCCUGGAUAAACAAGAUUAUUAUUGUGCUUUGUAUUUUACCUGCAUGGGAUCUCUACUGAAAUCAUGAUGAUUAUGUUCAUGAGUAAUUCAAAAUUAUGAUAAUGAAAAGAAUUGAAUUGCAAAAUUGUCACUUCCAUUUUAACUCAAAUCUGUGUGUGCUUUCAUGUUCUGCGAACAGCACAAAAUGAAAAGGAAAAUCAUAAGAGGUAAUGUCAUAAUAAACCUCCUGUUUCACCGAAGUGGCCCCUUGUGCAUCGUGCUCUUAAAUUCCUAUGCUUAUGUAUAGUAAAUAAGGGGAAUUUUUCAAAAUUAUUUGUGAAAUUGCCAGUCACUGCUCUUAUUUGCACCAGUGCAGAUCCAGAAUCAUUAUUCCUGAAGUCCACAGAAUCUGACUUUAUUUCUCUCUAUAAUUAAUAAAACUUUUUGGCCUUUAAAGACAUUUGGUUAAGCUUUGUAUUGCUCCUGUAAUUAAUUUACAACUAGCAGCAUCUAUUUAAAACAUCACAUGUAUAAUAUUCCAGUGAUUUAAUCAGUUAGAUUUCUUUUUUCCUGCCUGUCUGUAAAGACAAGAGGGCAGGCUUCAAGUUUAGUAAUGCUUUUGUAAGAUUUGGAUCAUGUGCUAUUCACAAACAACUAUAAUUCUUUGAUCUUGUUUACUUACAAAUACUUGUAGCUUUGUAUCUUUGGAUUAAAAGAAAUACAGACCUAUAUCUUCAUUGACAUGUAACAGCCUGGGUGGCUAAAAAGAAAAUAGAAAUGAGAAUGAGAACCAACAUGUAUGUGAAACCUUGGAGGGGGAAAUGUAACAAAGGAAAAUAUGGAAGAACAAAACAAAACAAGUGGUUGCAGAAAGAAUUAUCACACAUUUUUACAUUGCAAUGCUCCCUCUGGAAGUUAUUUAUUCUUUUUUUUUUCAAGUUCUAUUCAAGUUCAGUUACAUGUCCAUACAUUUAAUGUUGCUUUAGCUCACUUCAUAGACAUUAGUCUGUGUAAUGCAAGCAUAUCAGUGAAUCUCCCAGACAUACCUUAACUCUUGUCACAUAAUACAGUUGGACCCCCUUAUCCACAGUAUCAGUAUUCAUUGAUUCACUUACCCAUGGUCUGAAAAUAUUAAAAGAAAACAUCUAAAAAAAACAAAACAAUUUUCACACCUGUUACCAGAACCAGUCACUAGAUGGUGACAGAAACCAUGCUAUGAAUACUUGUUGGGUCCUACUGUAUAACACAUGAGGGUGCAAGUCAAUGAAAAAUUCAGAACUUUUGCUGUGCUUUUCAUUCUGUUAACAAUUGUGCAUUAAGUUUAACCAUACCACCUUAGAAUAUUUACAUCUGUGCACAAUAAUAUUACAUUUAGCCUGAUCUACAGCAAGCUAAUUUCAGUUGGACUAAAUUCUCAUAGCAGAGUUGAUAUAAAUCAGUGGACUGGAGCACUUAGCAAUGGAGUCAGAGUGCAGAGGUUCAUAUACCCACUGGCACUCCUGUGAGAGCGACUAGCCGAGAUCAUACAGAAUAUUUGUGGUUGAUGGAGAUAAAUACCUUGGCAGCUGUUUGGCCCUGUACAAGCUGCACAAUCCCAGAGCAUCACCAGAAGAGGAACUGGUAAACCACCUUUGGUAAUUUAUACCUAGAAACCCCUGUGAAGGUCACUCACUGUAAGUCAGAACCAGUGACACCUAAGUAUAAUUAAAUUCUCAUAGACAUAUCUAUUCCAAUGUGGUGACAUCUAAGAUGAAGACAUACAAAAAUGUGAUCCCUGAACCAGGUGAUGUCCUUGAUUUUUUUUUAACUUUGCAAAUUGAGAAACAGAAGCACAAACCAAUAAAUCAAAUUUAGGUUCAGUAGUUUUGCCCCCUUCUUUUGAAAAAUGGACUGCCUGUCCCUUCAUAAAUUGUAUUUUUCCCCCCACAAGUGUGUGAAAAGUACUCCACAACUGGAACAGCUUCCAGCUUGUCAUAAUAAGGACAUUUUAGAUCAGUGAGGUGAGUUCAGGGUGUGGCCAGGAGAGAUCCCAAUCUUUGUCUAUGCUCUGCCUGGAGCAUACAACAUAUGCAAAGUUGUCUUUCUAGAAAGUCAGACAAGUAUUGUCUAGAGGACUGAGUGUGGCUGUCCAGGGUUUCAGACAGAACAACUCCUCAGCUGUACCUGAAGAUUCCAAGGAUUGAACCUGGGAUCUCCUGCACUCACAGUGUGUGCUCUACCACUAAGCUGUGGUUUUGAGCUCUGAAGUAGUACUGAACCUGAAACGAGUUCUUCCUUUUUUUUUCCGACACUCAGGUUUGGUAGCAGUUUGCCCGGCUAUGGAUCUGGUGUAACAACAUUAUUAUUUUUUAAGCAGAAUUGCUCUGGUACAGGGCAAGUUUUUGUGUCAUCAUCACUUCAACCUCAAACUUGACACUUGGCAUGAAUAAGUGGGACCUGUAACAAAACAUUGCUGGGUGGCUUCUGUUCAGGAUUCUGGCCAGCCAACCAUGCCCUCUUCCAAAAAAAAAAACCUCAUUCAGUCCCCACAUCCUAUUUUCUCUUUCCUACCGUUAAUAUAGAUUCAGCAUUCUGUGACUGCUGAGUAUGCUUUAUAUUAAGUAUUCUGUUAGAUUUUUUGGGGGGGGGGAAGCAUUAGGUUUUCUUUGCCAAAAUUGUUUGGUAUUGCUGUAAAUCUCUGGGCUCCUCUAAUACUUUGCUUUUGUUUCUCACUGGGUCCAUUUUAGGUACUGUCUUAUUAGUAUUUUCCAGCAGUUUGCCAGCAUGUACUGUAAUUAUUAGAGGGAACAAUAUUAUAUAGACAAUUUCAGAGUGGUCCUAUUACACCAGAACUGUUAAAUCUAUCAUAACAGGCAUAGGUACAUGCCAGAUUUUUUAUACAAAACAGAUUCCUUUCAACUAAUAGAUUCAACCAAGCUUAUUAAGGCUUGAGAUAAUGUUACACCUUUCUUCUAUUUCCUGAAAAACAGCUUUGCUGGAUCAUAACCUGAUCAUAUACUUAGCAGAAGCAAAUACAGUAGGACUGUGGUGUCCAUGGGGGGUCAGUUCCAAGCCCCCUGACCAACUGCAGAUACCAAAAAUCAUGGAUCUAGCAAAUUCUCUAUAUAGCAUAAUCUCUGGUUCCCUCUAGUGGCCAUUUCUGGUAAUAGGCCUGAGAAAUGUGCAUUUUGGGUUUGGGUUUAGGUUUUUUUCAGGCAGUGGAUAAAUGAAAUUCCAAGUACUGAUCCCAUGGAUACAGCAGCCCUACUGUAUCGCCCUACUUUUAUCUCAUUCAUUUCAGAGCCAGCUCAGGCCUUUUGCAUGGUACAAGCUGCAGGAAGACUGGUUUAAGAAGACUGGGAUAGAUUUCCAUGUUACUGGAUUUCCCCCCCCUCUUCCUACUGUUAGGAACUGGUGGAAGCUGCAGUAAAGCUUUUACAACCUUUAUGUAAGCCUCUGCCUCACUUCAGUACUUCAUCAGACUAGGCCACAUGUGAUGUUUUAAAACUUCUAUGUGCUCAAACACAUGUUCUAAACCUAUGUAAAUCCACACUGCUAUGGGGAGUUCUGUGGAGACCUUCCAGAGUCUUCUGUGCAAGAUCUAGCCUGUAGUCUGUAUGAAAGCUGUAAUAAGCUAUAUCUAUAUUGAUAAAAUAAAAUAGUGUAGAAUCACAUCCAGCUUUCCAAAUGUUACGUGUACAGAUCUCUAUAGUUGUGAAGUACAGCAGAGAAACAAAGGCACAAAAUACAUGUAGGUAGAAGGUUUAAGUAAUAGUUGCCCAAAAGAAAAUAAAACAGAUAUGGGAAGAAAUUGUAUAUUAAGACUGUGACUACUAAGGAAAAUUAAUAUAAUGAUUAAUAUACUGGAUGUCAUUUUACUGUGUCACUACUCCAUUGUUAUUAUCAUUAGUGUGACUACCACUACUACAAAUCCUGUUAUUUUGCUCAUGCUAACUAAGCUGUUGUAACUUCAACAAAAUUACUUGCGAUUCAGUCUUUUCUACUGGAACAAACAAGCUGUUGAGGGACAAGCAAAAUCCCUACUAAGGAGUUCAUGAAAUUGAAAUGCACAUCCUGGAAACUCAACCUGUUUUUUUGUAAAUCACCCACCUCUGUUA
This is a messenger RNA of Pogona vitticeps (central bearded dragon), 7581 nucleotides long. The record is from RefSeq and is a predicted model, not a curated record. NCBI's taxonomy places the organism in Eukaryota, Metazoa, Chordata, Lepidosauria, Squamata, Agamidae.